[Torrubiella] hemipterigena is the source of this 3830-nucleotide messenger RNA. The record is from the annotation of a GenBank genome assembly. NCBI's taxonomy places the organism in Eukaryota, Fungi, Ascomycota, Sordariomycetes, Hypocreales, Clavicipitaceae.
CAGCGGCGUCUCGACAUUGGCGGGAGAAGCCUUGCUUUUCAAUCCAUGCCUUUAGGACGGGUGACAUCUUAGUAUCGAAGAUACCCAUGCGAUGCUACAAAGGAGACAAGGCCAAAGAAUGUCUGAAUCCAUACAGAAAGUGGCGGAUGUUGCCGGCUCUUCUUCUUAGCCGCGGUUGCUCUUGGCGACGUAGCCGUUCCGUGUUUGCGAGCCACUGAACAAAGGGUGCUAGCGGAGCCAUUGCUUUGUAUUUGCUUCUUUCAAACACAUAUCCUUUGAAGCUUCUGUAUUAUGGGUCAACUUUAUGGCUCAAAGGACCUUGCUACAGCCUGACAGCGCCGGACCCUGGGCAUGUCACUAGUAAGGAAACCGGUGGCAAGCGUAUGCCGGUGAUCACGGCUUUGUGCCAAAAGUGCGUUUCGGAGCGACCCCUAAUGCUGCCACUGAAUCACCACUCGAUGCUGAUGCUGCGGUGGUUGCUAAUGAAGAGGUGCCAUCCACACCGUCUCUUUGUCUGCCAUACCACAUGUAACAUUUGAGGUUAUAUUUGUCGGUCUCAUUCACAAGUCCUCAUGGGAGGGGCCACAAACGAAUCUGUGCUCGUAGUGCUCUGAGUUGUCAUACUGGCUUGGUGUGGUGCUACCUCCUCAGCACCUACUGCCCAGUGUUUCCUGUCGACUGGAGUGUACGCUCAUAGUAUCAAUUCACUGUUCCUGGUCAACGGUAUUAAGUUCCGGGAUCCGCCACGGAUAUUCUGGCCCAGGAUCCUGAUCACCCCUUGAUUAUCAGAGCAAUAGAAUAUCCCUUUGUUUGUCUAGCAAUCUUGACGAGGGUACAGCUACUUGAAAGAGCCUAGCACUGCUCGAACCGAUAUAUCAAGUACACAGCCCACUCCUCGAAUUUCUACUGUAGGUAUUUGCAUGUUGCUGAUGUCUAGAAGCCGCUCUUGUGAAUGACCCGUCUGAUGGAUUAACGAAUCCCAUUAUACAGCUUCAAUAUGCUUCCAAUCCACGCGUUACUAAACCCUGCUCCGCCAAGUCCUUCACAGUUGUCACCAAAUUCGAUUGCACGUCAUCUGGUGGAAGAUCGGUCGCUUCCUCUGUCUAAUAGACCAUUAAGUUGUCAAGGCGUUUCGCCUCAAUUUGGACGAGCGACUGCUUUUGCUCCUCGUGAGCUGGAUCGUAGCAAACCUAACGGUCCUAUUAACUACCGUCCAUUUGAGGACGUUGACGAGCACAGCGCUCAAGAAAUUGCCAAGUUUUCUAUUGGCACGUUCAGGAACAUUGCAAACGUAUGUGAACACAUUCCAUACAAUAGCGCUAAGAAAGACUUCUUUGAGAAAACAGGACGAGAGAGCAUAGAAGUGUUUCGGUAUGAAUUCUGUGUGCCUGGAGGGCACACCACUUAUACUGUCAUGUGGGACUAUAACGUUGGACUUGUCCGUAUGACCCCCUUCUUCAAGUGUCUUGGAUAUUCAAAGACCAAGCCGUCGCAGAUGCUUGACAGAAAUCCGGGACUACGAGAUAUCUCACCCAGUGUUACCGGAGGGUCAGUAUCGGCUCAAGGAUAUUGGAUGCCAUUCCGUUGUGCUCGAGCUAUCUGUGCCACGUUCUGUUAUCCCAUUGCCGGCGCCCUAAUACCCAUAUUCGGACAGUCAUUUCCGCACGACUGUAUAAAGCCAAACAGCCCAAGGUUCCGAGACAUGCGCAUAGACCCGAAAAUAAUAGAAUAUGCAACAUUGGAAGCUGUGCAGUCUCGAAGAAAUGAGCUUGGAAGGCUGAAUCGACUACAGGGCAGCUGCAAGUCACCACCACGACCGCGUCUUCCAAGCAUUGCAACAUUAAACACAUCGAUGCCUCCCAAUGUACCGCAUCACCGAGUGUCUAGCAUGCAACGAGGGUCAUGGAAUCCAAUCAAUACCCGGACAUGCCCGGGGGACGCCUCAAGUGGUGCAAAUCUGCCAAGGACAAUGAGCAUUGUAACCCCGAGGCGCCGUCCACUGGUAGAAGAGCGACCAAACAUGAAUCUAAGAGAUCUAGGACCACCGCUUAGAUCUUUGAAUCAUCCAAACAGCCAUAACCCAAGCCCCCAAGCCGCUGACAGGCAGAAUGGCUACGAUUCAUCUUUGGCAAAGCGCAGACGGACGGGCUUCCAAGUUCCUCACCUGUCUAGAAACCCGCGGGGAGAUGAGAACAGCAUCUACCAGAGGGAGCAAUCCAGGCGGGAGGACAUGUCAGUGGCGUCAGCCUUGAUGGGACUGCAGACAAAUCGAAAAGAUAUACAUAGAUGAUCACAUCGCCAUGUUGGCCAGCAUUAUUGUACAGCUAUUCCCAAACAUGUAAUUUUAGCAGUUAUUUCUUGAUAGACCACCAUAUUAGCAACAUUGGAUAGAGUUGUUACUAUAGAAAAGCAUUGUUUUGAAUUUUGUUUUAUUUCAUUGAAUCAUUAACAUACCCCCAGUCUACUUUCGUACCGCCAUUUCCUUGGCUUUUUGCUCCUUAAACUUGACAAUCCAUGCGUCGGCUUGACUUGUCGGCAACACGAAAAUCUUCAUAACUUGGUCGACAAUCUCGACCUUGCCUGUGCUCAGAACUUUCAGCAGCGUCGCCUUCUUGCCCAUCUUCAAGAGUCCACCGUCCUUGGUCUCGACAUAACAUGUCACACCGGCAAGAUUGUAGGCGCCGUUCUUGUCCCAAGGCAAGGGGAACACAUAACUCAAAUGGUCCUCGACGGUGUGUGUCUCCUCAAAGGACUUGAUAAAGUCCGACUUGAGGUCGUUGGGGUACAGCAAGACGGUAGGGAACGUAAGCCGGCUGCGAGGGUCGUCCUCAUCAGGGAGAAGCAUGAUCUUUGCGUCCUCCAUCUCGGGCGGCUUCUCUGUUGAGCGGGUAGGGAUGUUGCGGGCUUUGAGCGCAGUUUGGACCAGCAUCUCGCGGCGCUUAGUCGUGAGGCGUCGCUCCUCUUCCUUCUUCUUCUUGUCGUCAAGGACCUUGGCGCGCUUGAUGAUGGACUCGGCCACCGUCUUCAAGCCCUUGUUCUCAGUAUCGAGCGCGAGACCACGCGCGCACAUGUCAUCAGCCUCUUCAAUGCGGUCGACGGCAAGAAGGGCCUUGGAUGCGCGGUAGUAUGCUUUGAUGUUGACGGGGUUGAGGCGAAGCGCGGCUGUGCAGUCGAGCCAGCAGGCACGGUAGUUGUCCAGCUCCAAGUUACAAGCGGCUCUGUUGACAUAGAGAGACUCCAGCAUAGUCUUUUGCUCCUUAAUUUCCUCUUCAGUAUCUGGUACUCCCUCUGGGUCUUUGGUGAUUUCGCCACGUGCUCGUUUCCUGUGUUCUAUGAAAAGGAUGUUGAUGCCUUUUGUGUAGAACUCCCUAGCAUCUACGUAACCUCGGACCUUGAAGCACUCGUUUCCUCGCUCCUUGAAAUCAGCGCCGUUUUCCGAGGCUGUUCCCUCGUAGUUGAGGGCUUGCAAAGCGGCAAUGUCGUCAUUGUCCUCCAUCUCCGUCAUGAACAACGGCGAUUUGUUCAAGUCUGCCAGAAUCUCAUCUGCUGUCUUUCCCUUUGCCAUAGCCAAAGCUGGCGGCAGAGACGGAGCCGUAGCCUCAGCGCCAGUGGCCGGCUGCUGGUCGUUGAGGUUUGACUGGUUCAUCGCCGCCUCAAGCUGGUCGGUAAUCUCUUCAAUGUGCAUGGCUGUAGUUGUCCGGGCUAUAGCUCCGGCAGCUGAGAAUUAUGUAUAAAUAUCGUAAUUCUCAAUUGGCAAAUUAGGUUGUUGGUUGUGAAGAGAACAGAAAGGAAAAACAGAAAAGCAAAAGUGUUGAUUCUGCGUCCAAAAG